Beta vulgaris subsp. vulgaris (sugar beet) is the source of this 458-nucleotide messenger RNA. Its product is annotated as 40S ribosomal protein S29. Gene Ontology annotation, cellular component: cytosolic small ribosomal subunit; ribosome. NCBI's taxonomy places the organism in Eukaryota, Viridiplantae, Streptophyta, Magnoliopsida, Caryophyllales, Amaranthaceae. Gene Ontology annotation, biological process: translation. The record is from RefSeq and is a predicted model, not a curated record. Gene Ontology annotation, molecular function: zinc ion binding; structural constituent of ribosome. The transcript has 3 exons. Bases 97 to 267 code for a protein of 56 amino acids.
ACCCCGUCAUCUUUCAUCUUCCCCCCCUCAUUCACCUACGAUUAAAAUUUCUAGGGUUUUUAUUCCCAAAUCAGAGCGCCGGAAAGAAAAAAAAAAAUGGGGCACUCCAACAUCUGGAAUUCUCACCCUAAGAGCUAUGGUCCUGGAUCUCGCGCGUGUCGUGUUUGCGGAAACCCUCACGCAAUCAUCCGCAAGUAUGGUUUGAUGUGUUGCAGGCAAUGCUUCCGUAGCAAUGCCAAAGAAAUUGGUUUUAUUAAGUACCGAUGAUGCACAAUAUGACUCCACAGCAGAAGAAGUUUUAUUUUUUUUCCGUAGACCAAAACAAUGGAUCAUUUUAAUAUCUGAUUUUAGGCAAAGGUCACUGGAUAUGUAUGGACAGUAUGGUCCUCUAUAUUUUGUUAUUAAAAUUUUGCACGAUUUGCUGUUAUGAAAAUAUAGUCUUGGUUAUUGUUUUAAAA